UUGUCUAACACUACCUUGUAAAAUUGUGCCCUAGACAGUAUUAUUAACAAGAAGUUAAAUUUACCAAAAGUGUUAUUAUAUUUUGUAAAAAUUAUUUUAUAAAUAUAUGAAUAUUUUAAUAUGAGUGAUAAUUCUAAAGAUUGUUUAGAGUGCCGUUUAAUUAGCGGAUUUGGUUUAAUUGGAGUUAGUGCUUACAUAUAUUAUCAAGCUAGACACAGAAAAAGGUGGGAAAACUAUACCAUGAAUAUUAUAUCAGCCGGUGUUGGUGUAUUAGGAGGGGCACGUUUAUUAAAUCUACCAUUUCUGAAAUCCACAAGAGAAUAGCAAUUUAAUUAUGUACUAAGAAAAAUACAUACAUAUUUACUUUUAAACAAAAACCUUAAAACCUAUUAAACUUAAUGU
This is a messenger RNA of Lucilia sericata (common green bottle fly), 402 nucleotides long. RefSeq lists its product as uncharacterized. The record is from RefSeq and is a predicted model, not a curated record. The transcript has 2 exons. Bases 121 to 324 code for a protein of 67 amino acids. Lineage: Eukaryota; Metazoa; Arthropoda; Insecta; Diptera; Calliphoridae.